This is a messenger RNA of Daldinia loculata, 3342 nucleotides long. RefSeq lists its product as uncharacterized. Gene Ontology annotation, molecular function: GTPase activator activity. Lineage: Eukaryota; Fungi; Ascomycota; Sordariomycetes; Xylariales; Hypoxylaceae. The record is from RefSeq and is a predicted model, not a curated record. The transcript is spliced from 4 exons. Gene Ontology annotation, biological process: signal transduction; activation of GTPase activity; regulation of fungal-type cell wall organization. Gene Ontology annotation, cellular component: cell cortex. The coding region runs from base 551 to 2935 and encodes 794 amino acids.
CCUACACGACCAUACCACAUUUAUCAACUUACCCUAUUGUGCUCUGGUAAUAAUUGAGGGCUACCACAACUCACUUCAUCUUCAACCUACCCGACGCCCUUUUAACAAAUUUGAAUGUAUUAAUGAUAGCAGUCACAAAAGGUCCUAGCCCGCCCUGAAACAUUUGGACAUUUGGACAUUUGGCUUAGACCCGACAUUCAUUAUUAUUAUACCUGUACCCGCCCUGCCGCCCUGUCGUUGCUCUCUAUCGUCGGCAAUCAAUCAAUCAACCAUCCACCAUCCACCACCCACCACCCACCUACAACCUUAGGUACCCACCAAACCCACGUCUACGCACACACGCACACACACGCACACGCCCGCAUUUGAUCUUGUCUUUUAACAUCUCUUAACACGGCGAACCUCGAAGCUUCCUCCAUUUUAUUACCUAUCCUCUCAACACAAAGGUCGUUGUUACCAAAGGCGUACAAGAUCACGCGCAUCCAUCGUCACGACGUAUCGUUUAACCCUGCUGACGGUCGCGGUCACCGUCGCCCGCGCGUCAUAGGCCAUGGCGUCUGCCGGCACUACGUCGCCCUCGAAACCACAACAACAUCGAAAUCAGCAGCAAAUGAGUCCACCGCAGCAGCAUCCGUCUCCUGCUGCUAAUCCUGCUGCUAAUCCUGCAUCCCCGCCUAGCAGGCGAGAUCUGAAGUCGUGGUGGAAGGCUUUCCAAACUCGGUCAAGGCACCAAGAAUCCCAAGAGUCCCAACCUAAGGGUAUAUUUGGUGUUCCUCUACGACAGAGCAUCACAUACGCGAACGUCGCCAUUUCGCUUGUCGAUGAGGACGGUCAAAGCUACAUAUAUGGAUACGUACCAAUUGUAGUGGCUAAAUGUGGUGUUUUUCUGAAAGAGAAAGCUACCAGCAUAGAGGGAAUUUUCCGCCUCAGCGGCUCCGAGAAGCGCAUUAAGGAGCUAAAGAUACAAUUCGACUCGCCCGAUCGAUAUGGCAAAGGUCUCGUGUGGGAUGGGUAUACGGUUCACGAUGCUGCUAACGUCCUUCGACGGUAUUUGAAUGACCUACCCGAACCCGUAGUUCCGCUAGAUUUGUACGAGCGAUUUCGAGAUCCCUUGCGCGGGCACACAAAACAAGCUGUCGGCGACACCGAGGGUACCCAACUCGUCGAGGAUUUCGACGAAGCUGAAGCUAUAGAAAAGUACCAACAGCUUAUUAAGGAACUGCCCCCGCUUAACCGACAACUGCUCUUGUAUAUUCUGGACCUGCUUGCGGUAUUUGCCGCCAAGGCUGAUGAGAAUCGGAUGACAGCCCAAAAUCUAGCUGCCAUCUUUCAACCUGGAAUGCUCUCGCAUCCGCAACAUGCCAUGGCGCCAGAGGAGUACCGACUUAACCAAUGUGUUAUUAUAUUCUUGAUUGAAAAUCAGGAUCACUUCUUAAUCGGUAUGCAAGGCACCGGGACGGAUGAGAGGACUAAACAAGAAAUCGAAAAGGGCCCGCCGACGGUUGUAACACCCGCGACGCCGAACCGCAACACCGGCGUUGCAAGGUCUGCCUCCAAUGCUAGCGCUGGCGCUGAGAGCGUUAGUAGGGAUGGUAAGAUUCGGCGGAAUCGUUCUACGUCGUCGCGGCACUCGGUUCACUCUAACGGUGCUUCCACGCCUGGUAGCCCUGCUCUAACCCCAAAUGGUGGACUGGGAAGAAGUAAUACAGUUCCGUCUAAGAAAUCGCCUCAUAUUCCUUCUGGAAAAUUCCAACCUCGGCAGAGCUCGCCUAGUGUCUCAGUAGCUCCAGCUUCGCCCUCGCCCUCGCCCUCGCCCUCGCCCGCUGGUUCUUACGCAGCCGCUCCACCGACCGUAGCUGAAGAAGCGCCAACCGUAGCCGAACAGUCUCCUGCGACAUCGCAGCACCUAACUCCGAUGGCGGCAGGAUCGCAUUCCGCUGGAAGAAGCCAAGAAAGAUUAUUAGGUCCUCCUGCCGAUAUUAUAACCCCUUUAAGGGAAAGGAACCUCCAGAGCCUUUUCCAACGAUCCCAGGCUGCGGAAGGUGAAAAGCGCCAGCCCAACAAGCUACGCAAAAAGCGAUUACCUAGUAGUACCAACCCCAGUGCCCAGAGUUCGACCGCCUCACUUCCUCAUUCGGAGGCAGUUUCUCCGAUUCAUGAAUCUUCGAAUCCGAUAGAACAGAAAGCUCCCCAUCCAGGUCCUACUAACACAGAGAAUAGUACUUCUAUAGAGACACCAUCAGAGCCUACGCCGCGAGCGUCCCAGGUGCCAUCUGCGAGCACCGCGCAUGGUGAUUCAGAGAAUGAUAAUACGCUCAAGGCAAAGACCUCACCGUCAACAUCCUUACACUCGUCAUUCAACGACGGGUCUGAUGUGGACCAGGCAGAGGGCGGCGCGCCUGUCUCUUCUCCAGAUGCGGCCGAAAAAGAAAAGAGACAUCGAUGGCGUAUAUCUCGACGAAAGGAGGAUUUCUCUAGCGAACAUGGUCACAACCUGGGUUAUAAUUCCCAUGCCGAGUUAAGCACCUCUUCUAUCGGGAGCGGGCAAAGGCCACGAAAGAGUUGGACGGGCGAAUCCUCAGAUGUGGCGGCAACACUAGCGGAAAGUGAAGCCGGAAGUAGAGAGAAAGAAGACUCGAAGGGUCCCAUCGGAUGGAUUAAGAAUAAGUAUCGGGAAGCGAAGGAAAACGUGGAGGUUAAGCGCACGAAGUCCCCUCCGAGAGAUCAAGUACAGGCCUUUCUAGCCUCGGGAAGGAGUGCAGAAACUAUGGGAAGCAUAGACGAAAAAGGGGCGCCCACAGGUCCGGGCCCAGUUCGUGUUGCAACACCUGAGAUGAACUCCUUCCGCGAGCCGCGUGAGCCACACGAAAUCCCGCUGCCAAGUUCUCCCCCGCCAACUCGGACGACGCACGACGAGAAGCCUGCACACCCCUAGGAGGAAGAGACUUCGGACCAAGAUAGCGGUUUGUUCUGCUGGGGCAUGACAAUCAGGCUGGUAAAUCAGACGAGACCAAUCCUUCGUACCGCUCGAGCAAGGGGAUCUGAAUCAGAUGGUUUUGAACAGCUAGAAUAACGGUUCUUUUUUUUUCUUCAUCUUCAAGUUUUGGGUUGUCGGUGGUUCUCGUCUGGAAAAUCAGGUGGAAUGGAAAUGCGGGUUUAGCGAAUGGGCUUGAUUGAUGACGGGUUUGAAUGCCUCACUCUCGAAGUUUGACGACGUUUAUGCGCGGUUUUUUGGGAGAUGACUAUUUGUUUUCGAAUUGGGGGAUGCUCAUGACGACCCGCUUCCAACGGGAUGAAAAAAUAGGAGAAGAGGAUGUGCUCUCCUCUUUUUAUGGAUACCCC